Eimeria maxima is the source of this 1584-nucleotide messenger RNA. RefSeq lists its product as hypothetical. The record is from RefSeq and is a predicted model, not a curated record. Lineage: Eukaryota; Apicomplexa; Conoidasida; Eucoccidiorida; Eimeriidae. The transcript has 2 exons. Bases 1 to 1584 code for a protein of 527 amino acids.
AUGAAAGUUCUCGUGAUCUGCCUCAUUGCCCUUAUCCACUUUUGCCCUGCAUCAGCAGCUUCUUCUGCGGAAGAACCUGCCUCAAGGGAUCCGUUAGUCGCCCCCACAGGCGAGCAUUGCGAUGAAAAUGAAAGUUCCUUUAGUGUAUCUUCGUCUGCAGUUAAGCCAGGUGCUCCCGCUGUGGUGCCCAGACACCUCCAGGCUUGGAGAUCCCGUGGGGGAGUGAAUACAGGAGGGUACGCUAGUGGCUAUACAACCGGCUACAGCAGCCCUGCAUCCUCUUCAUACAGUUCACCCACUUAUGCGAUGCGUACCGGCAGCAGUAGCAGUUCGUAUACCCCGACAUACAGCGGCUCAACGACAUACGGCCGCGCAAUGCCCACCUACAGUACCGGUGUCACCUACCCCUCCACCACCUCCAGCAGCGGAACGACUUACUACAGCAGUGGUAGCAGCGGCGGUUCGUACAGCGGAACGACGUACACAGGAAGUAGUGGUGGCCCAUAUGCUGGAACUGCCUACAGCUCAGGCACCCCAUACACCGGAAGCGUAUACACGACAGGAGGCGGAACUCCUUACAGCGGUAGCAGCGGCAGUACGUAUUCUGCAAACACCAUAGGUAGCCCCACCACAUAUACGCAGUACUCUGGGGGCACUCGCAUGGGCAGCAGCAGUUCGUACAUGGAUUCCAGCGGCAGCUCAUACAUAAGCGCCAGCAGCGGUCAACCCACGUACAGCAGUGGGACAUACACGCAAUCGAGCCAGCCAUAUGCGGGGGGAAGUGCACCUGCUACAGGCGGUGCAUACAGCAGCUCUGUUGUGGGGGGACCGCGAACCUUCAUGACCAGUUCCUCGACCGGCAGCCGCAGCGCCUACCACAGUACUAGCGGUGGCAUUAGGGGAUACCCUGGAAGCCGUACUAACGCAAACGCUACCAUGUCACCAGUGUACAGCAGUAUCGGCAGCAGCGGCAGCACAAUCGCGAGCCCUACAGGCUCCCAGACUUACAGCACGACUGGUGUAGAAGGGGGAAGCGGCGCGUUGCGUUCGAGAUCUGGUAUACCGACAGCAGGCUCCUCCUUCAGCAGUGGCGUGCACUCUGCUGCACCCGUCACACCUGGUCUCCAUGCAGGGACCACAGGAGCUGUCGGAAUGCCUAUUGGGAUGUCUACCGCGUCAUCCAGCUCGAAUACACACCUCCCGCUUGGUGCUGUUCCACCUUCGGACCCCACCCGAGCAAGAGGCAACAGCAGUUUCCGCGCCUUUGGGGGAGCGUCUGAGGAUGAUCCGUUACCGGCUGGUGAAGAUGGGAGCACAAUAUAUUACUUGCGAGAGGCUGACGGCUCACUUACUCCCCUGGAGCCGCCGCCGUACGACCAAAUGAAACCAGACUCGUAUUACACUGAUCUUUACCUGACAGACAGGCCCAUUAGGUUUGAGAACCAAACCAACAAGGAGCAACAGUUCAAGAGAGAACUGGAAAAGGCGCACUUAUCGAAUGUAGAGAGCGAAAGAGAACAGCCAACGCAAGGCGUCAUGAGCCUCCCCGUGGCGGAAGAGAAGAAAGGGGUGAUGGGGCGCUAG